AAUUCCUCCCUCUCCAAAAAAAAAAAAAGAAGGGAAAAACAAUAAUGCAGGAUAUUCCCACAGGAUGUGUUAGCUGGCUGCUGGAGCUGAAAGGUGCUGGGCUGAAUCAGAGUUAGUAGUACUUCUGUCAGGGAGGAUGUAAAAGCACCGCAGCAGCAACAUGAGCAGCUCAGUCCGCAGGAGAAAGUAACACCCACAAGAGCACAAUGGGAGCCUACCUCUGGUUCUUCCUGGCCUUUGUGCAUGAAGCGACAGCAACCUUCCGUCCACGCCAGCCUUCGCUCUGCCAUGUGGUUCAGAAUAAUGUGUACUGCAAUGACAUGAACCUCAGGACUGUCCCAGCACAGUUGCCCCCAGACAUGCACACUCUAGAUCUAUCCCGGAACCUCCUCCAAAAUCUCACCCAGGAGGUCCUGGCCGUCUACACCUCCAUUCACCACCUCAACCUCCACUCCAACAAGAUCCAGUUCAUACAACCUGGCCUAUUCAGAGACAUGAUUAACCUCCAGGAGCUGGACCUCUCCAAGAACUACCUAGACAUUUUUGCCAUGUCGAAAGCAGAGGUCGGGCCCCUUCCCACAGUAAAAAGGCUCAGCCUGUCAGGAAAUGGCCUGUAUUCAGGCAUGACUGAUUACUUUCUGCAUGAUGCCCCAUCCCUCAUGAACAUCUCCCUGGAUGGGAACAGUAUCACCAAAAUCAGCAAAGACACCUUUUCUGGUUCCUCGGCCCUGAGGAAUGUUGACCUGCACAACAACGUCAUCUUGGAGAUUGAGGAAGGUGCAUUUGAGUCAUUGGCAGACCUCUCCGAGCUCGAUUUGUCCAUGAACUCCAUCACCUGCAUCACCGACUUUAACCUCCCACAGCUGAAGCUGCUAAACCUGAGCAGGAACAGCCUGGAGUCCUUUCAGACUGUAGAUUCUGACUUUCAAUAUGAGCUCCUGCACCUUGACCUACAAGAAAAUAAGAUUCACUACUUUCCUGUCCUCCCAAAAAGGAACAAGCUGAUCUACUUAGACUUGUCUAGAAACCUGAUGAGGAGCGUGAACACGACCAACCUCAUGGAAGACGCACUGUCUGCCAGCCAAAAUGCCCACAAUGACCUCCCGAGACUCCUGUACUUGGACCUGAGUUACAAUCAAAUAAAAAGCAUUUCAGCGUCAUUCUUUGGAGGUCUGGGAGCUCUUGAGUUUCUCAACCUCAGCAAUAACUGUUUGGAGUCAUUCUCUGUGGACCGCAACAGCCCUCUAAAUAACCUGAAGAUUCUCGACCUGAGCUUCAAUGCCCUGCAGAACCUCUCCUUUGAGGAGAACACGCUUAGGUCACUGGAGGAGCUGUACCUGAAUGGGUAUGUGCUCGGCCCCAUCGAGCCUUCCAUUUUCCGCAGGCUGCCCAGGAUCAGAGACCUUCAUCUCCAGCAGAGCUAUCUGACCAUGUGUGGAUCACACCAUAGGCUGUCCCCAAAAGGAUACCGGUCGCAGGCAGGCAACUGCAUCUUCUUCUCCUCCAUCCCCACACUGAGCAGGCUCUACCUUUCUGGACCCGGCCUGCAGUCCGUGCCACAGGGUGCCUUCCAUGGGACCCCUCUGCGGGUGUUGGACCUGUCCAGAAACCCAGGCUUGGACAUUCACAAGAAUGCCUUCUCCGGCCUGGAAAAGUCCCUGACUCAUUUGUCUCUCAGUGAGAAUGACCUCUUGGCUCUGAGCACCGACCUGUCCCUCCUCAGUGGCCUGAGAGACGUUGAUCUGUCCUUGAACCGGCUGACGGCCCUCCCACUGUGGAACAAGGAGUCCUCCAUCGAAUCACUCAACCUGCAGAGCAACAGCUUGGUCACAUUGGAGUACAGCACCGUGCUGGCGCUGGAGAAGACUCUCAAGACCCUCUACCUGGGCUCCAACCCUCUCAGCUGCUGCGGCAACCUGCAGUUCCUCCACAUGGUUCAGGGAUCUUCUCUGGAUAUCCCCGACAUCUCCUCUGUCACGUGCCGGUACACACAGAGCUCAGAGCGCGAGGAGGUAGCCAUCGCAAGUGUGCAGCAGGAGCGCUGCGAGACUCUGGACAGGAAGAGUCUGGGCAUCAUCAUUAUCACCAUCACAGCCCUAGUGCUGAUCGCAGUUCUCGUUCUCUUCUCUAAAUUGUGCCACCCGAGGAGAUACAGACUGACUCGUAGCUUCAAGGCCUGAAAGUGCAGACAGUGAGUGAAGCAACAGACACACGGUAAAGCGUUAAAUCAACUCUGAUAGAGUUUAUUUUACUCUGAUAGAGUACAUCUGAUCCCUCUUGGACUCCAUAUAAAAUAAAAUCUAUUGUGUGAGGUCGUUGCCUUCAGAUAAUUAUUAUGAGGCAAGUAAAUCGAAAGCAUUCCUACCUAUAUAAUUUGAAGUCCCCCUGCUUGGAAAUUUUUCAUUCUGAAAAAUCAAGUCUGAAAAAAUGUGUAAUUUGCACAGCGUGUUGUCUGCUCACCAUUUUUGGGUAGAAAGAAAUUUAAAUUAACUUAUAUAAAAUAUAUACAGUACAUUGCUGUAUGAUUAAUACAGAACAUGGAGAGUGAAAUUUCUGACUGCAUGGGGUCCUUCAGGUGGUUUUAUUUCUAUGCGUGGCCUUUUCCCAGACAUGUUUGUAAUCUUUUUUAAAAAUGAAUGGUUUGCACUUUAAUAACUGUAAAAUGGUUGGGGUUGCAACACAAAAAUGUGAAUAUGGUUUUAAUAAUUUUUUAGAACAUAGGAAGUCCCAAAAAUGAAGAUGUUGAGCAAUGGACAUGCUAAGUACAAUAUAGUUUUCUCCAAAGAGGCAAUGACGAUAAUGUAGCUGAGCGCACAAUUUUUAUUUUAUGGUGUCUAGACACUAUUGAAGGAUAAUUAGUACAAUUAAGCUUUGUAACUGUUGAAUUUACUAUUGAAAGAAAAUCUAUCUGUCUUUCAGAUGUGUAAUCCUUACAGGACAUUCACGUGGAAAUUGAUUUUGCUUUAUUUUGAGGAAAUGUGUUUUGUGUGGAGGUGGUGUAUUCAGGAUUUAAGGUUCAAGCAAUAUCUCCAGAGAAGCCUUGAUGUCAGAACACCUGCAGAAAAAAUGUGGCCUGUUUGUACAGCUUGUAGGGCACCGCAGAUACAUUUCCUGUUAUUGACAGAGCAUUACAAACUCAUUUAACCUGCACAAGAUUAUUAUGUGCAAUUUUAAAAUGUGCAUUCCAAGAAUGUGGUUUUCCUGACAUUGCAAGCACGUCAGGUUUUCCCACUGAGAUUUUCUCUGUUACCUUGGAACUUCUGUUGAGGCAAGUCAUAGCUUUGAUUAAUUAAAUAAUUUUUUGGAUUUGGAAGCUUAAACAAAGCACAUAAAGUCAAUUUGUUCUGAAACAAGAAGACAUUUUAAUGGGUCCUUAAUUCCUCAUACUUAUUUUGCACACAGGGGAAUUGUGGGAACAAAUGUCUAUUUUGUGUUUAUUCAUUGGAAUUUGACAGGGAUUUAUUGCUAGUCAUCCCUUCCAUGAACUAUUGCCAAAUUUAAAUCUUUAAUUAUACCUGAGAAUAAGGUUUACACCACAUGAUCAACGUAGUAUCAAUCAGAACCGUACAAUCAAAAAUUUGAAAAAAGCUUUAAGAAAGGAUGCUUUGUUUUUUUUUUGUUGUUGUUGUUUUUACAUUUUAUACAAGUUCAGGUUCUUCUGCUGUGUUUAACGAUACCUGUCUGCUCCUUCUGUGUGGGGUACACAGGGUCAAUAACACUAAGAGCAGCAUUAAACUGGAUUUCUCAUAUUCUGCACAGAGAUUCAAAUGCUUGUUCAAACAGGAGUUCCAUCUUUUAUAAAGAUCCUUAUAGUGAGAAGUAACAAGGAAUGAUUGACAUGUUCUGUAAAUUAUCUAUUUUUUCAUUCGUUUGUUUUCUUGAAAUGAAUAUAAUUAUGCCUGUACAAGUCUCAUAUGACAAAUAAUAAGUCAGUAUUAUUGUUGGACAAUUUUAAAAGUAUAAUGCUACAAUCAGGAAGUACGGUCUUCCUUGCUGUUUGUGUGUGUGUGUGUGUGUGUGUAUGCGCGUGUGUAAGGUAUUACUCCAUUCAGAUUGUGUCUACUAAAGUGGAAAGAGGAAAGCUCCCCACAGAGGGAAGUGUUUUCUUUCCUUGUGCAUAUUUAUAGAUAUUUAUUUGAAAAACUAUUUACACUAGAAUAAUACCUGGUUUGUCUUCUCACCUUCAUAUUUCACUGACUCAUUGGACACUACUUCUGAAUGACUUUCCCAGGCUGGAAAUCACCUCGACCAUCACACCUGAAACCACAAAUAGACCUGGUUUCAGAAGGUCAUUCUGUGUACAGUAACUAAUACAUAGUAACAGGGAGUUGUUACCUGUUCAUAGAAGGUGCUUCUCUCUUGUUUGAGUUUUAGUGAAUUCAAUGAAAAGACAUCACAAGAAAUGUAUCAGUGCAACUUAUUACAGAGCAUAUGAAGGAAAUUGUUACUAUGAAACUGUUUUUGUUGUGUAUAUGAACAAAAUAUUUUUGAACUACUGUAUAACUAUAUAUGUUUUGUAUGUUCUAAAGUAAAUUAUCAUUCAUACAAA
Anguilla anguilla (European eel) is the source of this 4549-nucleotide messenger RNA. It is a transcript of the gene lrrc32, whose product is annotated as leucine rich repeat containing 32. Lineage: Eukaryota; Metazoa; Chordata; Actinopteri; Anguilliformes; Anguillidae. The record is from RefSeq and is a predicted model, not a curated record. Gene Ontology annotation, molecular function: protein binding. The transcript has 3 exons. The coding region runs from base 207 to 2180 and encodes 657 amino acids. Gene Ontology annotation, cellular component: extracellular matrix; cell surface.